AUGGCAGCGAGGCAGCUCGAGGAGAAGCUGACCUGCGCCAUCUGCCUGGGGCUCUACCGCGACCCGGCCACGCUGCCCUGCGGCCACAAUUUCUGCGGGGCCUGCAUCGGGGACUGGCUGCCCACGGGAGGCAGAAGUGGGGCCGGGAAUCCCGGGGGCGCGGCGCGCUGCCCGCUGUGCCAGGAGCCCUUCCCCGACGGCCUGCAGCUUCGCAAGAACCACACGCUGUCCGAGCUGCUGCAGCUCCGCCAGGGCCCGGGCCCCGGCAAGGGCCCGGGCCCCGAACCCUCGGCGCCCAGCGCGCCGCCCAGCGCCCCCGAGCCUUCGGCUCCCUGCGCCCCGGAGCCGUGGCCAACCCCGGAAGAGCCGGUGCGCUGCGACGCGUGCCCCGAGGGCGCCGCCCUGCCGGCCGCGCUCUCUUGCCUCUCCUGCCUCGCCUCCUUUUGCUCUGCGCACCUGGGCCCGCACGAGCGCAGCCCCGCGCUCCGUGGACACCGCCUGGUGCCGCCGCUGCGCCGGCUCGAGGAGAGCCUGUGCCCGCGCCACCUGCGGCCCCUUGAGCGCUACUGCCGCGCCGAGCGCGUGUGCCUGUGCGAGGCCUGCGCCGCCCAGGAGCACCGCGGACACGAGCUGGUGACGCUGGAUCAGGAGCGCGCGCUCCAGGAGGCGGAGCAGCCCAAAGUCCUGAGCGCCGUGGAGGACCGCAUGGACGAGCUGGGCGCUGGCAUUGCCCAAUCCCGGCGCACGGUGGCCCUCAUCAAGAGCGCGGCCGUGGCAGAGCGGGAGAGAGUGAGCCGGCUGUUUGCUGAGGCCGCAACCACCCUGCAAAGGUUCCAGACUGAGGUGCUGGGCUUCAUCGAAGAGGGGGAGGCCACCAUGCUGGGCCGUUCCCAGGGUGACCUGAGGCGGCAGGAGGAACAGCGAAGCCGGCUGAGCCAAGCCCGCCACAACCUCAGCCAGGUCCCCGAGGCUGACUCAGUCAGCUACCUGCAGGAGCUCCUGGCACUGCGAUUGGCCCUGGAGGAGGGGUGCGGCCCUGGGCCCGGCCCCCCAAGGGAGCUCAGCUUCACCAAGUCGUCUCAGGCCGUCCGGGCAGUGAGAGAGCUGCUAGCUGCCGCCUGCACCAGCCAGUGGGAGCAGCUGCAAGGCCUGGGCAGUGACGAGGACAGGCUUCAGAAGCUGGGUUCAGAAGCUGAGGCCGACUCCCAGGACCCUGACAGCACUGGCCAGCUGGAGAGUGAGGCUCCCCGGGAUUACUUCCUCAAGUUUGCCUACAUCGUGGACCUGGACAGCGACACCGCGGAUAAAUUCCUGCAGCUGUUUGGAACCAAAGGUGUAAAGAGGGUACUUUGUCCCAUCAACUACCCCGAGUCGCCCACCCGCUUCACCCACUGCGAGCAGGUGCUGGGUGAGGGCGCCCUGGACCGGGGCACCUACUACUGGGAGGUGGAGAUCAUUGAGGGCUGGGUCAGCAUCGGGGUCAUGGCCGAAGACUUCUCCCCGCAAGAGUCCUACGACCGGGGCCGGCUGGGCCGCAAUGCCCACUCCUGCUGCCUGCAGUGGAACGGCCGCAGCUUCUCCGUCUGGUUCCAUGGGCUUGAGGCGCCCCUGUCGCACCCCUUCUCACCCACGGUGGGUAUCUGCCUGGAAUACGCUGACCGUGCCCUGGCCUUCUAUGCCGUUCGGGAUGGCAAGAUGAGCCUUCUGCGGAGGCUGAAGGCCUCCAGGCUUCGCCGGAGUGGCAUCCCCACCUCGCCCAGCGACCCCUUCCAGAGCCGCCUGGACAGCCACUUCACGGAGCUCUUCACCCACAGGCUCAAGCCUGCCUUCUUCCUGGAGAGCGUGGAUGCCCAUUUGCAGAUCGGGCCCCUCAAGAAGUCCUGCAUAUCCGUGCUGAAGAGGAGGUGA
This is a messenger RNA of Orycteropus afer afer, 1908 nucleotides long. RefSeq names its product tripartite motif containing 47 (gene TRIM47). The record is from RefSeq and is a predicted model, not a curated record. The transcript has 8 exons. The coding region runs from base 1 to 1908 and encodes 635 amino acids. Gene Ontology annotation, molecular function: zinc ion binding; protein binding. Lineage: Eukaryota; Metazoa; Chordata; Mammalia; Tubulidentata; Orycteropodidae.